Messenger RNA from Anopheles arabiensis, 811 nucleotides. RefSeq names its product apolipophorin-3-like. Bases 133 to 714 code for a protein of 193 amino acids. The record is from RefSeq and is a predicted model, not a curated record. NCBI's taxonomy places the organism in Eukaryota, Metazoa, Arthropoda, Insecta, Diptera, Culicidae. Gene Ontology annotation, biological process: lipid transport. Gene Ontology annotation, molecular function: lipid binding. Gene Ontology annotation, cellular component: extracellular region. The transcript is spliced from 2 exons.
CGAUGCUGUUAGGCGCUUCAGUUGUGUGUUAGAAUCUGCCUCGCUCUAACGCUGCCCUCCGCACCCGCGAUUAGUGUGAAUCUGUCGAUCGAUUCAGUGUGAUUCCGACGGGAAAAAAGUGAAACAAUCACCAUGGCAAAGCUAGUGUUGAUCGUCCUGGCCCUGUGUGCCGUUCAGGGAAGCUUCGCGAUGGUUCGCCGGGAUGCCCCGGCUCCGCCGGCCGAGGAGCCCAACUUCUUCCAGUCGAUCAUGAGCAUCAAGGACAAGAUCGAGGGCGUGUUCCAGGAGACGCAACAGAACGUGCUCAAGUCGCUCGGCUUCCAGUCGAACGAGGAGGUGGUGCAGACGAUCCAGACCAACACCAACCAGUACGUCGAGCGGCUCCGGUCGGUGCAGGGCGUGAUCGAGGAGGAGGUGAAGAAGAACUCGGACAUCUUCGAGCCGAUCCUGAAGGACCUGAACACCAAGCUGGCCCAGACGACGGCCACCCUGUCCGAGCAGAACCCGGAGGUGGUGCAGAAGGCGAAGGAGUACCAGGCCCAGGUCCAGAGCAACGUGCAGGCCCUGGUGGCCGAGGCCCAGAAGACGGUCGAGAAGCUGAAGGAGGACACGCGCGUGCCGACCGAGAACAUCCAGGACGCGCUCAAGAAGCUGUACGACUACACGUUCGAGACGUUGACCAAGACGGCCAACGAGCUGAAGCCAAAGAACUAAGGGCCGCCACUCACUCGCUGACCCCGAUGGGGGGUUUGGGCGGACGCGGCGAAAGGUACAAAUUUGUUAAAAUAAAAAUACGUUAAAAAAACAACAA